This is a messenger RNA of Aspergillus neoniger CBS 115656, 2570 nucleotides long. Its product is annotated as putative glycerol-3-phosphate acyltransferase Sct1. Gene Ontology annotation, biological process: phospholipid biosynthetic process. The transcript has a single exon. NCBI's taxonomy places the organism in Eukaryota, Fungi, Ascomycota, Eurotiomycetes, Eurotiales, Aspergillaceae. The record is from RefSeq and is a predicted model, not a curated record. Gene Ontology annotation, molecular function: glycerone-phosphate O-acyltransferase activity; glycerol-3-phosphate O-acyltransferase activity. Bases 228 to 2357 code for a protein of 709 amino acids. Gene Ontology annotation, cellular component: endoplasmic reticulum membrane.
UUCAACGCGCUUUGCUGCCGCCGUUGUUUUUGCUGUCCGCCCCAAGAAACUCCGCCUGUUGCCUCAACGUCACUGGCAAUUAAAUCCCCCGCGGUCAUGAGUUGAGAUCAACACAUAUCAUCUCAAAUAAUCCUCUCUCCCCUUUCGAUUUUCUUCUUCUAUACUUGCUCUUGAUUCCCUGUUGUGCACCACUAUCUAGCAUUAGUGUCAAAUUACAGACGCAAGUCAUGGCGCGCAGAUUUAUGAUCCCGUGGUUGUACGACCUCGGAGUGUGGAUUUUCACUCUCUGUCUGGACAUCUUCUUCCGCGAGGUCUACUCGCGCGGCGCAUGGCGGAUUCCCAAACGCGGCCCUGUCAUCAUCGUCGCUGCCCCUCAUGCAAAUCAGUUUGUAGAUUCCAUUCUGUUGAUGCGCAUCUUGAAACACUAUGCCGGUCGCAGAACCUCGUUUUUGAUCGCAGAGAAGUCCAUGCGCGAGCCGUACAUCGGCACCAUGGCCGGGUGCAUGGGCGCUCUCCCCGUCGUGCGAUCGAUGGACCAUGUCAAACCCGCCAAGGGUGAAAUUUACCUCCCCGAUCCUGACAACGAUCCGACCCUGGUCCGUGGCAGGGGAACCGACUUCACUUCCGAUCAAUUCAUGGUGGGCGGCGCCAUCAUUCUCCCGCGUGUGGGCAAAACGAGUCCGGAACAACAGGCGAUUGAGGAGAUCUUAGGACCCGAGGAAAUUCGUCUGCGGAAACCAUUCAAGAAAUUCGAGAAGGACCAUCCUCUCUACGAGCCAUUGCGCAAGGGUACCCCAUUCAAGGCUGCCCCCCACAUUGAUCAGAGCAAGAUGUUCGCUUCCGUGUAUUCCGAGCUGGUCGCAGGUGGUUGUAUCGGUAUCUUCCCGGAAGGCGGAAGUCAUGAUCGUCCUAGUCUGUUGCCCUUGAAGGCCGGUGUCGCCAUUAUCGCCCUCGGAACGCUCGCGCAGGAUCCCAACUGCGGUCUCUCCAUUAUCCCAUGCGGCAUGAACUACUUCCAUCCGAACAAGUUCCGUUCCCGUGCCGUCGUUGAGUUCGGUAACCCUGUGCAAGUUCACCCGGAUCAGAUUGAGGCCUUCAAGGCUGGUGGAAACUCGAAGCGGAACGCCGUGGGAUCUCUAUUGGAAACAAUCACGGAAGCACUCACUGCAGUAACCCAGCAAGCGCCCGACCACGAGACCCUGAUGGUCAUCCAAGCCACCCGACGACUGUAUAAGCCCUUGCGAAUGAAGCUCCCUCUGCCCGUUGUGAUCGAACUGAACCGCCGACUUCUCAAAGGCUACACCCAAUUCAAAGAUGAACCCAAGGUGCUCCAGUUGAAGAAGGCCAUCUCCGAUUAUAACCGCCGUCUCCGGGCCCUCGGAAUUCGGGAUCACCAGGUUGAAUGGGGUGACGUGACUCAUCGGCCGUGGUGGCUUGUCUUUGGUACCUUGUUAUACCGCGUGGGAGAGUUGCUUACGCUUGCGAUCGGAACCCUGCCAUCGGUGGCACUUUUCUGGCCUGUCUUCGUGACGGCCAAGGUUGUUUCGGUCAAGAAGCAGCGCAAGGCCCUUGCCGGUUCCGUGGUCAAGCUCGAGGGUCGCGACGUCGUUGGAACGUGGAAGAUCCUGGUCGCCAUGGGAUUGGCACCAGCCCUCUAUACCUGGUAUACCGUAAUUGUGACGAUCUGGCUCCAUUACUGCCGCCAUGACGGAUACUACGCGUCUGUAGCGCCAUGGUGGCUGAACGCCAGGACUUACAUCUCCGACUCGAUCCCCCUUGCAAUUUUCUCGAUUUUCUUCUUCGGUCUCAUGAUUUCUGUGUCGUUCGCGGGUCUCCGUAUCGGCGAGAUCGGUAUCGACGUUCUGAAAUCCCUACCUCCUCUUCUGCGGGCCCUCGACCCAAGAUCCGCCAACUCGCUCGCCAAACUCCGCGCUGAACGCCAGGCCCUUUCCGCACGAGUAGUGGACGUAAUCGACACCUUCGCCCCUGAGAUCUUCCCUGACUUUGAAUCGGAGAAGCUUAUCUCGCACGAACACCCCGAGGACGACACCUAUCAAUCCCGUCUCAAGAGCAUGCCCCCUAGCGAGCCCGAAAGUCGCAACCGCAGCAAAGACCGAACCAGCCGGAGCCGAUCCCGAAGCGCGGGAUUCCUGUAUGAUACGCUCCUCAAGCCCCUCUCCAUCAAAUCCAAGGACGAUCUUGGAGAAGUCAACCGCCGGAUUCAUGUCUCGAUGCAAGAGCGCGGUCGUCAACGUGUCCGGAACGAAAUCGACCCCGACGAAGAUGUGGUUUCGCUUGACGGUUCCAGCGCUCACAGCGGGGACAUUGCAGUGGAGGAGGUGAAGAAGACGAAAUAGUCGUCUUGGCUUUUCCGCCGAGGAUGGACGAGAACUACUACCUCUCGACCUAUGAACCCAUCAAUCAUCAGCACAAACCAACAAAAUCUCUCUUCAUGUCCAUGUUAGUUCACUCUCUGUCGGCUUCUUCUUUGAGCGGGAUUUCCGUAGCAUGGCGUAGGCCUUAUUAUUCGGCGUUUUGACAAAGCAUGUUCUGUUCUUGUCUUUUUUCUU